AUGGCCAACUGUUUUGAGCAAUGUAGAGGGACGAGGUCGCGCGCGGGCGGCCGUGAGUUUAAAGUCUCCAUUGAGCCCGUGCCCGACGAGUUGCACGACUUAUUUGACAAGUGCCCCGCUGCGGAGUCCCUGGUGUCGAUCAAGCCUGAUGUUAACAACACGGCUUUCGUCGCCUUCAAAACCGACACGGCUGCGACAGAUGCAGCUUUGUGGCUCAGAUCGCAGAAACUCCGUGGGAACAGCGUCAAGUGCUCCAUCAAGUCGGAGCAGUUCCUACGCAGCUUCUUUCCGAUGCAGCCCAUGCCGGGAUUUCCGGCGCAUGGUGUCCCUCCCUGGGCUGCCGCCAUGAACUACCAGGUGUGGCGCGCAAAUGCUCCUGGCGGCUGGGCUUCCGGGCAGGGGCCACCCUGGAUGGCUCCGUCACCUGAUGAGGGCAAGGAUGGAAAGGGCAAAGGAAAGGACGGCUUCAAGGGCAAAGGCCCAAUGAAAGGCGCUGAGAAAGGCUCCGACAAGAGCAACAUGAGCAAAGGUGGCAAAGGACCCCCUGGCAAGGGCUUCGACAUGGGCUUUGACACGGGCUUUGACAAAGGCUUCGAGAAGGGAAAAGGCAAAGGCAAGCCUGAAGGGAAGUUUCGCUCCAUGAGCAAAGGCGAAGCGGAUUUUCAGGCCGUGCAAAGCGACAUGGGCAAGGCCGCUGACUUCGAUGAUGACAGCCUUGGGUACCAGCAUGACUUCCGUCGGUAUAGCAGGCAGCAAAUCGUAGAGGUUUGCAGCAAGAUGGAAGUCGUCGAGAAGCCUGAAAGUUACAAGAAGAUAGAAGCCAAGUUCCCGGACUUGCUGCUUUUCAGCGACACGCCGAACAAGGAUUGGGCACCAUUGCCAACUCCUGUCGACAGCUUCCUUGGCUCUGAAAGCCGCAGGACGGGAGAGGACAGCGACCUCGAUGGAGCACCCCGCGGCCGCGGCCGGAAGGAACGUGGCAGUCGAACAUCACGUUCGAGGAGCGUCGAUCAGCAGCCUGAAAGCACAACGCAGGAGCCACAGCCCGAUGACUGGGAGUGGAGCAGCUGGCAGGACAACACGCAGGGCGGGUGGUGGUCAGAGCGCUGGAACCAUGGAGACGACUGGCAUGGUCGCAAGAUGCAGUGGGUUGCAAAGACCAGCUCAGGUGCCACCGACGAUGACGAGACAAAAGCCAAGCGAAAGCCCAGCUGGGCAGAAAAGGCAGCCAAAGGAUCUGCUACGCAGAGGUGGCAGGCGAAGAUGAAGCUUCCCGAAGCAGAGGAGCCUUCCGCUGCCCCCGAGCUGCUCGAUGAAGCGGACGAAGCGGGGGCAGCAGAGCCGAAGACGACAACUUGGGCAGACAAGGCUUUCCCACCGCACUGGGAGAUGGUGUUGCAAGGAAGAUAUCGCUACUCAGCCCGCGAUGUGUUGGGCGAGGGUCGGGCGGCGCGAGUCUUCAAAGGCACCGACCAAAGACUUGGUCAGCAAGUGGCACUCAAAAUCUACCACAGCACCGAAAGGAUGUGCCAGCACUGCUUCCACAACAGUAUCGAGAUGAGUUCGUGGUUGAAACGCCCGAUGGGCUCCGGGCUGGGGCUUCCAGGGUGGACAGUGGACAUCCUGGGCUAUUCUCAGGACAGCCGCGGCAACCCUGGGGUUGACUCCACCGGAGUGAUGUUUACCGUGAUGGAACUUGGGUCUGAAUCUCUUGAAGACAUGCUGGCCAGGAGGUGCCGCGAGUCGAGGCACUUUUCGCUAGCGGAGCUUCGCGAACUUCACUGGGCGCUGGUGUCCUUGGCUUGCCAAUUGCAGUCGCACGGCGUGGUUCACCUGGACAUCAAGCCCUCGAACAUUGUCAAAUUUCCAAAGGCUGGUAGAUGCCAGUGGAAGCUGAUCGACCUCGACUGCUGCGUCCGAGCUGGCGUUGUUGUGCGAUACGGGGACGUGACCUUCACGCCACCUUACAUGGCGCCAGAGUUGGCCAGAGCCUAUCUCAAGGCAGGACCGGGUCAGGCCCAGCAUUGCCCUGUGGUACUGGCCCCCUCGAUGGACCUAUGGAGUAUCGGGGUUUGUGUGCUCGAGACGAUGUUCCUAUCUUCAGUGCUGACUGACAGAUACUUGCAGCUCAGGAGACACACCGGCUGCGACAACGACUUCUUGAGAUGGCUCGGUGAGGACUCUGGAAACCCCAUCUUGCCGACCUUGUACGAGACCGCGCGCAGCAUCAGCGAAGAGUUGGCCAGCUUUGUGGUGGGCAUGUUGAACAAGGACGUAUCGAAACGACUGGGGGCGAGCGAGUGCACGCAGCACAAGUGGUUCGACCCCUUGCGCCAGAAGAUGGCUUCGAGACCGCUUCGACGGGCGCAAAGUGUGCAGCAGCUGCCUUCCAUAAGUGCUCAAUCCACUGUAGCAAACAGCGGAGUGGGGCCCGCGCCAGUGCAAGUUGCGGCCGCCGUCGAGCAAGUCCCGGACAUCCGCAUGACGAUGAG
Symbiodinium natans is the source of this 2492-nucleotide messenger RNA. The record is from the annotation of a GenBank genome assembly. NCBI's taxonomy places the organism in Eukaryota, Dinophyceae, Suessiales, Symbiodiniaceae.